AUGCUGGUCUUCACUGAUGACGAGGAGAGUGAAUCUGAGAGGGAGGAAGAAGCAGUGAAACGCACUACUAAAAAUCCGCCUUUACGUGGAACUACUACACUCCUGAGGACGGAGGAAAGUAGAUCGUGGCAACAACAGAAGGAGGAAGAAGAAGACGAUGAUGAUGAUGAUGACGUAGAGAUUACAUUGAUUGAAGUCCCCAAAAAGGAGGUGAAAGUGACCGAAACCCCGAAAACUACCCGACGAAGAGUCAGGACUUCUGUUAAGUCAAGACCACAAAGGACCUGUUCUUGCGCUUUCUUUUGGUUGGUUUGGAACUUUCGCUUCUUCUAUGAGGAAGAAAGCGCUGCAUCGGCUAUUGAUCUUGCAGAAAGAUCAGAUUUUUCUGUUUCUCUGCAGCCUUCACUGCAAGACCUCGUUCAAGACGAUUUAGUAUCCUCCUGUCUUUCUGCCCAAUUCUGUGACUCAUUCACUGUGCCAUUCUGA
Molecule: messenger RNA, 486 nt
Organism: Rodentolepis nana
Lineage: Eukaryota; Metazoa; Platyhelminthes; Cestoda; Cyclophyllidea; Hymenolepididae
Source: the annotation of a GenBank genome assembly